Magnolia sinica is the source of this 1168-nucleotide messenger RNA. Its product is annotated as probable transcription factor KAN4. Lineage: Eukaryota; Viridiplantae; Streptophyta; Magnoliopsida; Magnoliales; Magnoliaceae. Bases 151 to 1098 code for a protein of 315 amino acids. The record is from RefSeq and is a predicted model, not a curated record. Gene Ontology annotation, cellular component: nucleus. Gene Ontology annotation, molecular function: transcription cis-regulatory region binding. Gene Ontology annotation, biological process: regulation of DNA-templated transcription; abaxial cell fate specification. The transcript is spliced from 6 exons.
UUCUAGGCUCUUGUAGAGCCUAAACACUAAUGCAAAUCAUAAGCCACUCAUGAUAUAAUCACUGCCUCUUCUCUCUCUAUCUAUCUAUACAAGAAUCCUUGCAUGACUUGAUCUGUGAAUCCCCCAUUUACCUUCUUAAGCUCUAACUCAAUGCAAACUACAUCAACUUUGCCCAAUCUCUCGCUUCAGAUCAGCCCACCAUCUAUCUCCUGUGAUGAAACUGUAGAUGUGGGCUUUCAAGCACCUACAACGAGGAGUUUCGUCAGUGACAGGAGCUCAGUAUCGGAAUCCGGUAGUAGUGGAAGCGACAUGAGCCAUGACAAUUGGUCAUUGCACCCAGAAAGGAGCUACGAUCCAUGCGGUGGUGAACCCACUUUGAGCCUUGGGUUCGAGAUGCCAGCAUUCGACAGGCCCCACAAACUCCAUUGCCACCUUCCACGCCUCCACCAACCUCAGACCCACAGCUUCAAGUUCAAGAGGAGUUCAAGAAUGGUUGGUGUAAGCAAGAGAUGCAUUAGAGCUCCUAGAAUGAGAUGGACUUCCACUCUCCAUGCACAUUUUGUUCAUGCAGUCGAGCUCCUUGGAGGCCAUGAGAGAGCAACACCCAAAUCAGUUAUGGAGCUAAUGAAUGUGAAAGAUCUCACACUAGCUCAUGUGAAGAGCCACUUGCAGAUGUAUAGAACAGUGAAGAGCACUGACAAAGGAGCAGGACAAGGGCAGACAGAUAUGGGUUUGAAUACAAGGACAGGGAUUGCACCAAUGGAAGGUGGAUUGCCUUGUGAGAAUGUUGAAAAUAACCAUUUAUCUUCUCCCAAUCCACCACCAUUACCACUAUCCAAUUCUCCUAGAGGACCAUGGCCAUCGACGGACGGGAAUGGCGCUUGUAUCACAAUCACAGAAAAUGCCUCGACACAGCCCCGUUUCAAAUUUGAUGAUUUUAUAAAUGAAGAGAACAAGGUGGACCACGGAUACAGGGAUGCCGUCCACGUGUCACAUAUGGCUCCUAAAUUGCCCAAUCUAGAGUUCACUCUGGGAAGAGAAAGUUGGCUAAUGGAUUGUGUUGACUCUUCAAAUGAACUAACCCUACUUAAGUGUUAAAUACUUUGUGUUCUCUAGCCAAGGAAAAAUGCUGUUUGGUUUCAGAUUUCUAUAUAUGAAUGAUAUUACA